Lycium ferocissimum is the source of this 815-nucleotide messenger RNA. Its product is annotated as CRIB domain-containing protein RIC4-like. NCBI's taxonomy places the organism in Eukaryota, Viridiplantae, Streptophyta, Magnoliopsida, Solanales, Solanaceae. The record is from RefSeq and is a predicted model, not a curated record. Bases 170 to 634 code for a protein of 154 amino acids. The transcript has 3 exons.
GGCAAAGACAACAACUACUAUAACAAACCCUUCCCAACUCUCCCUCCACCAUAUUCUUCCCACUACCAUUAAUUUUCUUCUCUCCAUCUCACCACAAAGGAAACAAGAAAACCUACAAUUCUUCCUGAUACUUCUGGUUUGUGUUCUUAUAGUUUGUUUGAAGUACACAAUGAGGGAUAGAAUGGAAAAAUUUGUACUUCUUCCAUUUUCUGUGGGUUGCAUCUCUGAAUCAAGUGUUGCAAUUGGUCCCCCUCAUCAUAAGAUCAAAUCAAGCCCUGAAGUCCACUUAACUCCUACAAACCAACAAGAAAGAGAAGAGGAGGAGAAGGAGGAUGACAAAAUCUUGGAGGGUGAAAAUUUGAAGAGUCUUAUGGCACUUCCCAGGUUUCAGAGGCUUUUGAAGAAUUUCAAGAACUUAUCUCACUUAUUUGUGGAAAAGGAUGAAAUGGAGGAGGAGAUGGGGAUAGAAAUAGGGUCUCCAACGGAUGUGAAGCAUGUGACUCAUAUAGGAAUAGAUGGUGCAGCAACUUCAAUUCUUUCAAGGAGCUGGGAACAUCUCAAAACCCCGGAUUUCCUUACUCUCUCUUCGUUCCCUUUUUCUCACUCAACAAUAUCCAUGCCUCCUAUUAAUUGACAUUACUAUUCUUAUUCCUGUUUUUCCAUUGUCAAAAGGAACAAUUUUCAACAAGGUAAUUUUAAUUGUCUUUAGUGUCAUUUCAAAGUGAUUGUGUUUUGUAUCAUGAUGGCUUUUAUUUUGGCCUAUUUUGUUUGUGAGGUAAUGGAAAAACAUACAAAUGUAAUUUCUUUGGUUUUUA